UCAAGGAUGAGGGGGUUUCCUGAAAUUUCUAGUUUCUGACGUGUCUCUGGAACGUUGUAUAUGAGCCAAUGGCUGGAUGACAUAAACGUUGAACUUUGUUCUUGCAAUAACCAGUAUGGUGGCAAUAGUGACUAAACGGAUAUGUCCAAUGACCAUAGGAGUUGAGACUGGUCAAGACCUGAAAGCUGAUGCAUAAAAGUUAUAUAAGCGAAUGCGCGACGAUCGACGUUUCAUUUGUAGCAGUGUACGCAAUCACACUACAUUCGCUACUCAGCGGUCAGCUCAACGCGACACGCAAAAUCCUCGUUCAGACGUUCAGUGUGAAGUAGGCAGCUCCAAAGUAAACCGUUGACGCAGUGCCAGCUGCCAAUAAAUAACAAUCCGUGACAAUUCAAAGGCAAGAAUUUUCUUCAUUAAAAAUUGUUGAGAAAGAUGGACUGGCUGGGAAAUUUGACCAACGAUUCGGCAGUUCUUCGUAAUAUCUUAGGGCUGGAUGCUAAGCCAAACAAAGUCUUAGAAGUUAAACCUGAGCAAUAUGAAAAUCGUACAGUAUUGUCUCGACAAGGGAAGAUCUAUUUAUAUGGACCGGACAACCAGCGGAAGGAAAAGUAUGAAAUAGUUCUGGUUGGAAGUUGCACCAAGAACCCUGACCAGCUUUACAGUAUAUUUCGCUCAAAUACUUUGGAACCUGCAGAGAAGCUCUUCUCAGUCUUCAAAGACAAGGUUCCUGUCCUGGUUCAAAUCUCUAAAGAUCUGUGCAGCACGAGUGGGAUCGGUAAGCUGUGUGAUCUCCUGACAAAUCAUCCGACAUGGACCUUGGCUCACUUAGCGGCACAUCUUUCACUUUAUGACGCCUUUGUCUAUGCAGCCGUAAAUAGCCAUGUAAACACCAGUGAUCAGACAUCAGGAGUGUCGCCUCUCCAAAUCGCAAUACAAGCAAACAACUUAAAGAUGGUUCAGUUGCUUAUGGCAGCUAAGAGUUCCCUGGACCAUUUGGACCACAACGCAAACACUGUCUAUCAUUACGCGGUGCAUGCAAGUGCAGAGAUAAUUAUGGCCCUUGGUCCAAGUGCGCAAAACAGCCUCAAUGCCAGAAACAGUAGUGGACACACACCUUUGCACGUUGCCUGCCAUGCCAAUAAACCAGAGUCUGUUAAGGCUCUGCUUUUAAUCGGGGCUGAUGUUAAUAUUCCUCCAGUUGAGAGCAAACCAACAACUCCUGGUUACGUGGGUGAUUUCCUACGCGAAAAGCCGGAUGCCCUAAAUUCGGAUGAAAUGAAAUACGGUGGAACUCCGUUACACUGGUCCACCAGUAAAGAAACGAUCAACGCCUUGAUAGAGCAGAAUUGCGACGUCGAUGUUGUCAACUUUGAUGGAAGAACCGCCCUGCACAUUAUGGUAAUGAAAAAAAAGCUAGAGUGCGUCGUCGCUCUGCUGACACGAAUGGCGUCUGUGGAUAUCGUUGACAAGGAUGGAAACACUCCGUUGCAUCACGCCGUAGUUCACGCUGUUCCAGUCAUAGUUCAAGCACUCAUUGGAUUUGGCGCGGACGUCAACAUAGCAAAUCACAAAGGGGAAACACCCAGGCAUCUCGUUCAAAUAAAUGAUAACGCUGACAGAAAAAAGAUUCUUUACAUGUUACAUGCUGUUGGAGCACGGCGAUGUCCUCCUGAGAUGGAAGGAUGCCACAUAGGCUGCAAUCACAAUGAAAACUUCAACGGCGAAGCGCCACCUGAGGUUUCCUCAGCAGCUUCUAGAGCAGUCUUAGAUCAAGUUCUAUCUACUGCGAGUGCAAAAAAGCAGGCUUCGGAGGGCAAGCGUAAACUUGACGGUGGACGUCUGUUGUGCCUUGAUGGUGGCGGCAUUCGUGGGCUGGUCUUGGUGCAAAUCUUGUUAGAAAUCGAAUCUGUGAUCAAAAAACCAAUUGUUGAAUGUUUCGACUGGAUUGCUGGGACUUCAACGGGUGGUAUUUUAGCUCUAGGUCUAGCAGUGGGCAAGAGUUUGAAAGAAUGCGUAGCGAUAUACUUUGAUGUCAAGGAUAAAGCUUUCGUAGGCAACAGACCCUACGACAGUGAAGGCUUGGAGACCAUUUUAAAAAAUGCGGUCGGUACUGAAACAGUAAUGGCUCAAAUUAAACACCCAAAAUUGAUGAUAACUGGGGUGUUGGCGGACAGAAUGCCAGUGGAUCUGCAUUUGUUCAGAAAUUACGAAUCUCCGAACACCCUGCUCGGUGUUCCACCUAGUGGAAAGUUCAUGGAAACACUCCCUCCAGAGCGUCAGCUCGUUUGGCGAGCUGCUAGAGCCACGGGAGCAGCUCCUUCAUACUUCAGAGCUUUUGGAAAGUUUCUUGACGGAGGAUUAAUAGCGAAUAAUCCUACACUGGAUGCUCUCACAGAAAUAAAUGAGUACAAUCUGGCACUUGAAGCUGUUGGAAGAACAGACAAAGUGAAACCCAUUUCUCUUGUCGUCUCACUGGGCACUGGUCUCAUUCCAGUACGAAAGCUUGAGAAUAUUGACGUCUUCAUACCGGAAAGUCUUUGGGACACACCGAAAGUUGCCAAAGGCUUAAGUGCGUUGGGAACUCUGUUGGUCGAUCAAGCCACGGCAAGUGAUGGUCGCCUUGUCGAUCGUGCAAAAUCAUGGUGCUCGAUGAUCGGUGUCCCUUAUUUCCGAUUCAAUCCUCAAAUGUCCGAGGAAAUAUCGAUGGAUGAAAAGAGCGAUGAGAAGAUUGUUCAAAUGAUGUGGGACGUCAAGGCAUUCAUGUACGCUCAUCAGGAUGAAGUAAAGAAACUGGCUGCUAUAUUAGAGGAUCAGUGAAGAUUAUUUGUUCCACUAAAACAACUAAAUUUUGAGUCUUAAUUUUAGUCAGAACACAUCGCAUGCAACAAGCUUACUUAAAUGAGAGACUACUUAACUCACUUCUGAUUUUCAUAGUUAUCAUUUUUACACAACUUCACUGCGCAUCCUAAGUGACCUUAUUGACUUUAAUAGGUGACAAAUAACUAAACUGUUUUGGUAGUCACUCAGUCUUCUUUUUUGUAGAAUUUUUUCAGAGUCUUUGAUAACUUUUGAAGUAUACUUCGUCGUAUUAUUAAUAUUGAAACUCGGUUCAAAAGAAUUUUAAUCUAAUAUAAUAAUUUAUCAUUUUUGAAAUUGAUUGAUUUAUUCUGUUCCACUAUACCGCAUUUAUUUUCUAGUCCUAUUUCAUAAGAACAGUAUGAUUUAAUCCAUGAUAAAGAAAUUCACUAUAGAUCGAGAGAAAAGUGGUUCUUAAUACAAUGCUGGAUUUUCUUUAAUCAGAGGCUGUGAAAAUCAAUUUUUUAAAGUUUUACUACAUUGCCGUUUUCUGCAGAGUUGCAAAUAGCUCUUGGGUAGCAAGCUCAAUUCACAAUCUUUUUGGGGUGUAUAUGUAGUGUCAAUUUUUAUAAUAAUCAUUUAACGGUUUAGACAAAGUUCCAAGUGUGUAGGAAUACGUUACAUGAAUACAUUUUGUAUGAUAUUGGCAGCCACAAAAUUCAAUAUAUCUCCGUACCGCAAUUUCUCAACAUAUACAUACACUCGACCUUAUUCUCAUAAUACAAUAACAUACUAAUUUUCAUUCUGUUACAAAUGGCCAAGAAUGACAUAAUUGAGAUUAAUGAAAAGAUGAUUACUUUAUUAUGCACCAGACUUACGUCCCGUGCAGAAACCGUGAUACAUACGAGCAAGUACAAUUAGCAAGUAAGUGUAAUUGUAAGAAUUCAACACAACGAAAACUUGAAAAGGCUUUUUUAUUAACUGUAUUUUAAGUCAAUAGUUUAAGGAAUCAAUUAUAUUUACUAAAGUUCAUUAACAAUUGAAUGUUUUGUAAGAAAUUUCUAUCAAAAAAUUUCGCUAUACCGUGAAUAAAUUUAUGAGAAUAUUAAAACAAAAAUUGUUCAAAUGAAUUAUAAGUCAAACCUGCAAGUAUGAUAUUCUAGUCUGGAACAUCAAGAUAAAGACGAUAUCUCGAUUACAAAUGCUUCCGUUUAGAUGCUGUCAUACGUGCGUACCUGAAAAGUAAAAAAUAACAAACAAGUUGGACUUUUUUUGGUCGGAGGUUGAUCAUGCAGCCAUUUUUGCUCAAUCUUAAAAAAGCCAACCAAAUCUUGCAAUCAUUGAGACUAGAGUACAGGAAUCUGAUCUCUAUUGG
Molecule: messenger RNA, 4171 nt
Organism: Neodiprion virginianus
Lineage: Eukaryota; Metazoa; Arthropoda; Insecta; Hymenoptera; Diprionidae
Product: 85/88 kDa calcium-independent phospholipase A2-like
Exons: 4
Coding region: 433-2817 (794 amino acids)
Biological process (GO): positive regulation of ceramide biosynthetic process; lipid metabolic process
Cellular component (GO): mitochondrion
Molecular function (GO): protein binding
Source: RefSeq, a predicted model, not a curated record